Messenger RNA from Lottia gigantea (owl limpet), 1647 nucleotides. RefSeq lists its product as hypothetical. Gene Ontology annotation, cellular component: nucleus; cytoplasm. Gene Ontology annotation, biological process: entrainment of circadian clock by photoperiod; circadian regulation of gene expression. The record is from RefSeq and is a predicted model, not a curated record. The coding region runs from base 1 to 1647 and encodes 548 amino acids. NCBI's taxonomy places the organism in Eukaryota, Metazoa, Mollusca, Gastropoda, Lottiidae. Gene Ontology annotation, molecular function: DNA binding; FAD binding. The transcript has 11 exons.
AUGAAUUCAAAAAAUUCUUAUCUGAGGAAGGGGACAUCAGUGUUAUGGUUUCGUCAUGGAUUAAGAUUAAAAGAUAAUCCUGCUCUGUUAGCAGCUGUUAAAUCGUGUAAUGAAUUCUAUCCAGUGUUUAUAUUUGAUGGAGAAGUUGCCGGAACAAAGACUGCAGCCUAUCCUAGAAUGAAGUUUCUAGUAGAAAGUUUGAAUGAUUUAGAUAGACAGUUUAGAGCAUUAGGUGGAAGAUUAUAUUGUUUCAGAGGAGAUCCUGUUAAAAUAUUUACCAAUCUAUUUGUCGAAUGGAAUGUGUCCAAGUUGACCUUUGAAGUUGAUCCAGAACCAAUAUGGCAAGAAAGAGAUGAUAAAGUAAAAGGAUUAUGUGAAAGACACAACGUAGAUUGGGAAGAAUUUCAUAGUCAUACAUUAUGGAACCCUAAUGAGAUUAUUGAAAAUAAUGGAGGUCACCCACCUUUAACAUUUGAUUUGUUUAAACAAGUCAGUGAAUUGGUUGGUAGUCCAGCACGUCCAGAACCAGAUGCUGAUUUUACCCAUGUUAAUUUUGGCAGUAAAUCUGAUGAUGAUGAUAAUAAGUUUAAAAUUCCAUCAUGUGAAGAAUUAGGUGUUUAUUGUGAGGAUGAAAAACAGAAGAAACCUUACAAUAAUUAUAUUGGUGGUGAAACAAGAGGAAGAAAACUUCUAGAUUCUAGAAUGAAAGUUGAAAGUUUGGCUUUUGAAUCAGGAUACUGCAUGCCUAACCAGUAUAAACCAGAUCUAACUGGUCCACCAUUAAGUUUAAGUCCACAUUUAAGAUUUGGUACAGUGUCUGUUCGAGAGUUUUAUUGGAAAAUUCUAGAUGCGUAUGCUGAGGUGUAUCCCAAUCAAGAAGCACCAGUAUCUGUUAUAGCUAUGUUAAUCUGGAGAGAAUAUUUCUAUACUAUGUCAGUAAAUAAUCUACAUUUUAAUACUAUGAAAGAUAACCCAGUCUGUCUCAAUAUUAAAUGGUAUAAAAAUCAAGAACAUUUAGACAGGUGGACUAAUGGUAAAACAGGAUUUCCAUGGGUUGAUGCAUGUAUGAAUCAACUACGUUCUGAAGGUUGGUUACAUCAUGUUGGUAGACAUAUGGUAUCAUGUUUUAUAACUAGAGGUGAUUUGUGGCUCAGCUGGGAAGAUGGUCUGAAGGUUUUUGAUAAGUAUUUGAUUGAUGCUGAUUGGUCUGUAUGUGCUGGUAAUUGGAUGUGGGUUAGUAGUUCAGCCUUUGAGAAGAUGUUACAAUGUCCACAAUGUUUCUCACCCAGUAUGUAUGGCCGCAGAAUGGACCCUACAGGGGAGUAUAUAAGACGAUAUGUACCAGAAAUAGCUCGAUUCCCACUUCAUUUCUUGUUUGAACCAUGGAAAGCACCUUUGAAGGUACAACAGAAAGCUGGUUGUAUAAUUGAUAAAGAUUAUCCAGCUCCUAUGGUGAAUCAUCAAGAGGUGUCCAUCAGAAAUCAGAAAUUAAUGGAGGAAGCUAAAACUCUCAGUCGUGACCAAGCCAGUCAUUGUUGUCCAUCUAAUAAAAAAGAAGUUCGAGACUUUGUAUGGUUACCAGAUCAUACUCCAGCUGGUGGCCAUUGUUCCGGUGAUGGUUUAUGUGAAGGUAUAGAAUGCCUGUAA